Miscanthus lutarioriparius is the source of this 537-nucleotide messenger RNA. NCBI's taxonomy places the organism in Eukaryota, Viridiplantae, Streptophyta, Magnoliopsida, Poales, Poaceae. The record is from the annotation of a GenBank genome assembly.
AUGGAUGCUGCCAUGCAAGGUGCCCUUGAGGCAGACAAGCUGGUUGGCGGCUUGAAGAUUGCAAAGGAGGCCGGUGAAUGGACAAGCUCAGGCUUCCAUCCUUACCUGCCACCGGAGACCUACCUCACAUGCAGGUUCUUCUCAGCGAGGAAGCAUGGCCUGGUGGAUGCUGCGGUGCGGAGCAGCCCUACUGACAGAACUGCCGUGGUUGCACUGCCAGGAGGGGUCGGGACACUGGACGAGUUGUUUGAGAUCAUGGCGCUGAUUCAACUGGAGAGGAUCGGGUCAGCGCUCCCGGUUCCGUUCUUGCUCCUCAACUACGAUUCUUAUUACUCCAAGCUGCUGGACUUUCUGAAUGACUGCCAGGAGUGGGGCACAGUUGCUCCGGGGGAAGUGGCGUCACUUUGGAAGGUUUGUGAUGGGAAUCAUGAAGCUUUGGAGUACCUUGCAGAGUUCUACAACGUUCCUGCUGAUCAAAGAAAUUACCAAAUGUCACCACAGUUGAAGCAGCACAGGACUUCGUACGCUGCAAGCUGA